AUGUCGGAAGAACCAAUUAAAGAUCAUGUGUAUUGGAUAAAUGAAGGUAAUAGACGAUAUGAAGAAGAAAUGUUUAGCCCGGACAUGUGUUUUAGCUCGAAAUUCUUAAAUUUUCUGCAGAAAAAAUGGCUAGCUUGAUCAACUUCUCUUGAGAAAAACAACUCUUUAAAUGGCAGAAAUUAAGCAGCAAGUGGCUUAGUUAUGAAAUUUGACCUAAACUGGACAAGCCAACUCGAUUUUCCAUUGGAAAUUAUUAGGAAACUCUUGCUGAAACCAUGCUCAGGCUAUAGAAGAAGCUGUUGCACACUAUAAUGAAGCAAUAAAAAUAAAACCUGAUGUUGCCUUAGCUUAUAAUAAUAAAAGUAAUGCUCUUAACAGCUUAGGCAGAUAUGAGGAGGCCAUUGAAUCUUGCAAUGAAGCAAUAAGAAUCAAACCCGAUUAUUCUGAAGCUUUUUCGACUAAAGGCAACGCUCUUAGAGACUUAGGCAGAAAACUUGAAGCAAUAAAAUGCUAUAACGAAUCUAUAAAAUUUAAUCCCGAUUAUGUUACAUACUGUAGCAAAGGUAACGUUCUCUAUGAUUUAGUAAAGUACGAAGAAGCAAUAAUCUGCUAUAAUGAAGCUAUAUUACUUAUGCUGGUCUCUGGUAAAUAAAUAGCUAAGGAGGGUAUUGGCUAGGUGAACUUUAGUUGGCUUUGCCAAGUCAGAUGUGAAUUUAAGUAACCAAAAGAUGCUCCUUGUAAAUGCUAUUCAUCCUAAAUGUUAUAAACCUAAUAGCGCUUCAGUCUACUAUAAUAAAGGAAAUGCUCUUUAUAACUUAGGAAGUAAAGUUGAAGCAAUCAAAUGCUACGAUGAAGCUAUAAAAUUUGAACCUAAUAAUUAUUCCGCUUACUUUAAUAAAGGAAAUGCUCUAAGUGACCUAUGCAGAUAUGAAGAGGCAUUAAUUUGCUGCGAUAAAGUAUUAGCAUUUAGACAGAAUAAUGCAGACGCUUACUUUAAUAAAGGAAAUAUACUUGAUAGCUUAGGAAGAAAAAUUGAGGCGAUUGAUAGUUAUAGCAAAUCAAUAGAAAUUGCUCCUAAUUAUGCUGCAUACUGUAAAAAAGGAAACAAUCUUUAUGAGUUAGAUAAAAAACUCGAGGCCAUAGAUUGCUAUAGUAAAGCUAUCCAACUGGAGCCUAAUAACCCUAUCCCAUACUAUAAUAAAGGAAAUGCACUUAAAGAUUUAUGCAAAUAUGAGGAAGCAAUAGAAUGCUACAAUAAAGCGAUAAACCUCAAACAUGGUAAUGCUAAUACUUACCUGAAUAAAGGAAAUGCUCUAAAUAGUUUAGAUAAAAAACUCGAGGCCAUAGAUUGUUAUAGUAAAGCAAUCCAACUGGAGCCUAAUAACCCUAUCCCAUACUAUAAUAAAGGAAAUGCAUUUAAUGAUUCAUGCAAAUAUGAGGAAGCAAUAGAAUGCUACAAUAAAGCAAUAGACCUUAAAGAUGAUAAUGCUAAUGCUUACCUAAAUAAAGGAAAUGCUCUAAGCAGUUUAGAUAGGAAACUUGAGGCAAUAGAUUGCUAUAGUAAAGCUAUCCAGCUGGAGCCUAAUAACCCUAUCCCAUACUCAAGUAAGGGAAAUGCUCUCAAUUUUCUAUGCAAAUAUGAGGAAGCAUUAGAGUGCUGCAAUAAAGCGAUAGAACUUAACCCUGAUUAUAUUAAUGCUCACUGUAAUAAAGGGUUUGCUCUUAGUAAUCUAGAAAGAAAACUUGAGGCCAUCGAUUGCUAUGAUAAAACAAUUAAGCUCGAACCUAAUAAUCCUAUGUCUUACUACAAUAAAGGAUAUGCUCUUGAUUGUUUAAACAAAUACGAAGAAGCACUAGAUUGUUAUAAUAAAGCAAUAGCACUAAAGCAUGAUUACGUCUCCGCCUAUUGUAAUAAAGGUAAUAUUCUUUGCGAGUUAGAUAGGAAACUUGAAGCAAUAGAGUGCUAUGAUAAAAUAAUAGAACUUGAGCCCAAAAACUAUGACGCUUACUAUAAUAAAGGAAAAACUCUUAAUGAUCUAUCUAGACAUGAGAAAGCAAUAGAGUGUUAUAAUAAAGCAAUCGAGAUCAAGCCUGAUUAUUCUAGUGCCUACUGUAAUAAAGGCUAUUCACUAAGUCAUUUAGGGAAGAAAGAGGAGGCAAUAGAGUGCUAUAACAAGGCCAUUAGCAUUAAUCCUGAAGACUCCGGGUCUUACUGCAACAAAGCAGUCUCUCUUUACGACUUAGGUAAAAAGCAAGAAGCAAUCGAAAAUCUUACGACUGCAAUCACGAUUGAUCCAGCUAAUCCUUUAUACUAUUGUGAUCGAGCUAAAGUUUUUAAUAGCUUGAAUCAAGAAGCGGAAGCCUUACAAGAUUUCAAUAUAGCUUAUAAUUUGAUGAAAGAGGUGCACAUAAAUCGCAGGAAUAAAAAACUUUCCAAUGAAAAUAUUGACUGGAUUAACAAAACAUUAGAUCAAGACCGCAUUGAAUUACUUAAAAAACUUACAACUUUGCAGGAAAGCGCUAUUGAAUUUAAGGAGGAAUUCGAGAAGCUCAAAGAUGAGGUUUCUGAAAAUCCAGAUUUAAAAAGAGAAAUUGAUGAACAGUAUAAAAUAAUUAAAGCCCAACAUUCGCAAAUUGUUGAAAGAGCAGUGGACUGCUUAAAUUCAAAUAAUAAUAAUGAGUCGAACUCAGAAAUACAAAAUUUAACAAAUGAUAUGAAUAAAUUUAAAAUAUCUACUGAAGAAGAAAUUAGUUAUCUCAGAUCUUUGAUCCAGAAAGUAGAUCAAGAAAAAGUUAAUCGGGAAGAAGUAGAGCCUUAUGCUUUGAAAGUCUGCUCUGAGAUUGAAAGAAGCCCUAAUGUACUUAAAAAAUAUUAUGAAGCCUUAUAUAACAGGCUACAUAAUUCUCUAAAGGAGGCUGAAAUCAUCUGCAAUAGUGGGAAUCUUGCCAUAGAUACACAAAAUUAUAAAAUUUCAGCCUUUUCCCAAGCAUUACAAUUAACUCCAAUGAUAGGAAGCAUGCUUAGCAACGUUUUUUCUAAAGCUGCAGAAGUAAUAUCAGCGCAUUAUAUCAAAAAGCAUGCUGUAAAGCUAAUAAAUACUUUAGGCUUAAAUCCUGAUGCGCGAGAAAAUGUUAUUAAAAGAACAGCAGAAACUUCUACUUUACGAAAUAGAAUCAAAAUUUGCGAUGUCGAGCAUAAUCCUGAGGUAAAUCUUUGGAUAAAUAAAGGAUUGAUUGCUAAAUGCAAAGACUUUUUUAUGGUAAAUAUAGAAGAUAACCUCUAUCAAAGCAAUCAUCAAAUUUUAGGCUGCAUUGAUGCUUUAAAAAUAUUAUACACAAUCCAGCACAAUGAAUUUGCAAAAGAUUUAUCUUCAGAGGAAACUGUUAGUAUUCUGGUUUUAACAUCUGCUUCCUAUGAUUUCUCUAAAGCAAGAACCAUUACUGAACAAAAGAAAAAGCGAUCUUGUGCUUGUAAUGCUUUCUUAAUAAAGAAUUUAGAAUAUAAGCAUUUCCUGCUAAACAAGCCAGGCUUACUUAAACACUUGAGCAUUAGUACAAAUUUGCCAUACUAUAAAGUAAUUAAUUAUAGUAUUGAGCUAGAGCAGCUUGGGCACAAUGUGUAUGAACUUGAUAUUGAGACAUUAGCGAACUUAAUGAUAAGUCUUGAAUAA
Molecule: messenger RNA, 3671 nt
Organism: Blepharisma stoltei
Lineage: Eukaryota; Ciliophora; Heterotrichea; Heterotrichida; Blepharismidae
Source: the annotation of a GenBank genome assembly